Molecule: messenger RNA, 1237 nt
Organism: Humulus lupulus (European hop)
Lineage: Eukaryota; Viridiplantae; Streptophyta; Magnoliopsida; Rosales; Cannabaceae
Product: methyl jasmonate esterase 1-like
Exons: 5
Coding region: 297-1115 (272 amino acids)
Biological process (GO): jasmonic acid metabolic process; salicylic acid metabolic process
Molecular function (GO): methyl jasmonate esterase activity; methyl indole-3-acetate esterase activity; methyl salicylate esterase activity
Source: RefSeq, a predicted model, not a curated record
UAUGGAGAUUUGAGGAGCUCUGUCUUGAGGAAGAUAAACAGUACCUCUAAAUGAAUAAAGAAACAAAAUAGAAGUGCAAGCAGCAAGAGUGUUAGCAGUAUUAUCCUCUAAUAUUAAGAAUGCCACCAUACCAAGCUGCCAACAGAUGCUUGAGUGGCCAACAAGACAUUUUUGAGUCUCUAUGGGCAUGACUAAAAAGUAUUAUCGCACCUAUUUGGAAUGUACUAGUUGAAGAUAUAUGCGGGGACCAUAUUAUGAGUGAUUUAUUUGUUAUAAAAGGCUGGACCCAAUGAAGAAUGGCAUAUAGCAAUAAAAGUCCAAAGACACAUCAGGAGAUGGAAAACAAAGGAACACAUUUUGUGCUGGUUCAUGGAUCUUGUCAUGGAGCAUGGUGUUGGUAUAAGGUGGUGGCUCUACUUAAGUCAAAAGGCCACAAAGUCACAACUUUGGACCUUGCCUCCUCCGGCAUCCACCCAAAGCCGAUUCAUGAAAUUAAGUCAAUCUCUGACUACGUUGAGCCACUGAUGGAUUUCAUGGCAUCCCUACCCCCAGAGGAGAGGGUCAUUCUGGUGGGUCACAGCGUGGGUGGAGCAUGCAUAUCUGUUGCUAUGGAAAGGUUCCCUGAGAAAAUUUCUGUGGCUGUUUUCGCCACAGCAUGUAUGCCUGGUCCUGACUUGAGCUUCUCCAUUAUAAAUGAAAAGUAUGGUCAAAGUUUGGACUCUUACUUGGACUCGGAAUUUACAUUUGAUAAAGGGCCUGGUCAUCCUCCAACCACCAUAGUCUUUGGGCCCAAAUUUAUGGAAUCCAAAUUGUAUCAGCUCUCCCCACCAGAGGAUUUAGUUCUUGGGAUGUCAUUGAUUCGACCAAUCAAUCUCUCAGUCACCAUAUUUUCACCAGAAGACCAACCGUCCAAAGAAAAGUAUGGAUCAGUUAAUAGAGUCUUCAUCCUUUGUGACCAAGACAAUGUGAUGAAGCCCAGUUUGCAGGAGUGGAUGAUCCAGAACAACCCACCUGAUGAGGUCAAGGUGAUCAAUGGUUCAGAUCAUAUGGUCAUGUUCUCUAAACCAGUGGACCUCACUUGCUGCCUCCAGGAGAUUGCUCAGAAAUACUCUUAAAAGAAUUCUAUCUUGUGUGUUUGUAAUUACGUAUAUUUAUCUGUACUUUACUAUGCUAUGCAUGCAUGGAUCAAAUAACAAGGUCAUAGAAAGAAAUUUGAAAAGUUGCACAUAUUGAUAAA